CUGCGCUGCUCGAAUCAUUCCUGGGAUAUGUUUUAACAUGGGCUGGAUCAAUCUGCUGCAGAAUGUGUUCAGUAUUAUCAUGAUCAGAGGAAUAUUGUGCAUGACCUCUGAGAUUCAGCUGGAGGUCCAGGAGGAGUUGGAGGAGGGUAUCGGGGUUGGCACCCUUGCCAGUGACUUCUUGCCACCAUACAAGUAUCUCACACCAGAUGAUUACUUUAGACUAGAUAGCGUCACGGGGGACUUAUACAUGACCGCACACAGAAUGGACCGGGAAUCCCUGUGCCCCAGAAAGGAUCCAGAAGGCUGUCUCCGCAAGUAUGUUGCCAUCAUUGGGCCUGAGGAGAACAUUGUCCAGGUCACUGUGAAGGUGCAGGAUAUUAACGAUAAUGCACCCAUCUUCUAUGCUAGCGAGAUUCACCUCAGUGUCCCAGAGGAUGUGGCUGUGGGGGUCACUUUUGCACUUGAUGACAGUGCUUCGGAUGCAGACGAAGGCAUCAACGGAGAGGUGUGGUACAAACUGGACACCGAAAGCAGCUUCUUUGUUGUGAAUGAGAAAGAAACAUCUCCAGUUGUGGUUGUUCAGAAAGAGCUGGACCGGGAGACACAAAGCUCCCAUCAACUGAUCCUCCUCGCCAUCGACCGUGGAUCCCCGCCACAGACUGGCACAGCCACUUUGGUUGUGGAGGUGAAAGAUGUCGAUGACAAUUGCCCAACAUUCUCACCCAACAGCCCCCAAACUGUGUCUAUUCCAGGGAACUCACCCAUCGGCACAGUGGUCACACGUGUCAUAGCCACCGAUGCUGAUCUGGGCACCAAUGCUAUGAUCACAUAUUCGUUUGAUGCAAGAACCUCUGACAAGUUUUACAUGGACCAAGAUAGCGGACAUAUCACCUUAUUAGGCAUCAUUAACACUGAUGUCCCUUUGAAGUAUAUACUGAGAGUUCUAGCAAAUGGUCCAUUUUGCCCUCCCGUAGCCACUCAGGUAACUGUAUCUGUUCUGCCAGUGGUGAGCGAGCAGCCAGUGAUCAAGAUUAAGUUCAUAGCAGAACACCGAAACCAGACUCUUCUGUUACAGGAGAACAAGCCCCCUACAGUCUUGGCUGUUCUAGAACUCACCAAGGCUUCUGGGAUUACAGGCACCCUAUCUAUUGAAGGAGAUGUCCCAUUUCUGCUAAAACCACAUAAAGGCAAAUACCAUCUGCUACCGUCAAGUCCUCUUGACUUUGAGCAGAAGCAUGAAUAUGACAUUUCCUUGGUUUACAAUGAUGCUGGAGUCUCCAAGUUUGGUCCUAAGACAGUGAUUCCAGUCUUGGUGGAAGAUGUUAAUGAUAAUGCUCCCCAGUUCCAACAGAUGCAGUUUAAAGUAGAAGUGCUUGAGAACAACCAACCUGGGGCUCCCCUGGUGCAGGUGAAGGCCACUGAUGUAGAUAGUCUACAGAAUGGCAAAGUGGUUUACAGGCUGAGCCCUGAUGCUGAAGGCCUGUUUGGAAUCGACCGCAUGACCGGCCAGCUCUAUGCCAUGGUUGCUCUGGACAGAGAACACCAGGAAUACUACAGUAUCAUCGUGGUUGCCCAGGACAAUGGGUCUCCACCAUUAGAGGCCACUGCCACCGUGUCCAUCCAAGUGUUGGACCAGAAUGACAAUGCUCCUGUUUUCCUGAGCCCAAGCUUCAUCUUCUUCAUCCCAGAAAACAUCCCUCUGUUAGCUCGGGUGGGGCUUGUGGCAGCUGAGGAUGCAGACAAAGGGCAGAAUGGGAAGGUGGAGGUUCAUGUGCUAAAUGGCAGCAGCUCCUUUGUGAUGGACAACAUCCAAGGUACAGUGCGCUGCACUGCUGAGCUGGACCGUGAGCGUCAGGAUCGAUAUGAGCUAUGGCUCCUGGCCAGGGACUGGGGACGACCAUCCUUGUCGUCCACUGUCAAGGUCACUGUCUUUGUGGAGGAUGUCAAUGACAACUAUCCCCACAUCAUCCUCCCCAACAGUAAUCUCUCCUGUCUGACUGUGUCACCUGACAUGACCAAGGGAGCCACCAUCACCAGGAUCCACGCCAUCGACGCAGACUCUGGCAUCAACUCAGACAUCAGUUAUCACAUUGGAGCUUGCGACCCACCAAACAGCCUUUUCAGUAUAGAUCCCCACUCAGGUAAUAUCACCUUGGCCCAGUACCUACUGCUGAGGGAUCAUGGGAUACAUCGCCUCCUCAUUGUGGUAAGAGACGGUGGCAGGCCCACUCCACUGGAGUCCACUGUGUGGGUCAACCUGCUUGUCAACAAGUCUGUGGAGCCUUGCCAUGUCAGUGAUGUUCCCACAGUUCCCCCAACUUUCCUGCCCCUAAAAAGUAAAUGUGACAUGGAUGAAAUAAGUAGUGAACAGGCCUGGCUCAUACUUAUGAUUGGCCUAAGCAUGAUUGCAUUUUCUUUCAUCAUGCUUCUUGGAGCUGGAUUAAUAUGUUUAAAACAGAGGACUACAAGAAGUAAAAGGAAAAGAAAUAAAAGUAAGGACAAUAAAAUAAAUUUGAAACUAAUGGAGAAUUGUCAAACAGACAUGUUUGAAUUGACAGGUGGAUGAACUAAAACAUAUAUACAUAUAUAAUUA
This is a messenger RNA of Scleropages formosus (Asian bonytongue), 2593 nucleotides long. It is a transcript of the gene pcdh20l, whose product is annotated as protocadherin 20-like. Gene Ontology annotation, cellular component: plasma membrane. Gene Ontology annotation, molecular function: calcium ion binding. The record is from RefSeq and is a predicted model, not a curated record. The coding region runs from base 38 to 2566 and encodes 842 amino acids. Gene Ontology annotation, biological process: homophilic cell-cell adhesion. The transcript has 2 exons. Lineage: Eukaryota; Metazoa; Chordata; Actinopteri; Osteoglossiformes; Osteoglossidae.